CAAGAAGGAUGUCAGACCCCAACAUCAGUGUUGGCAGCCUCCCAGCAGCUCUCUUCCUGACCGGGAUCCCUGGACUGGAGUGGGCCCACAGUUGGAUUGCCAUCCCCUUCUGUGUCAUGUAUCUGGUAGCGCUGGCUGGCAAUGCUGCCCUUAUCCUGGUCAUUGCCUUAGACAGUGCUCUUCAUGCACCCAUGUACCUGUUCCUUUGUAUUCUUUCACUCACUGACCUAGCUCUCAGCUCCACCACUGUGCCCAAAAUGCUGGCCAUUCUGUGGUUCCAUGCUGGUGAUAUUUCCUUUGGUGGGUGCCUGGCCCAGAUGUUCUGUGUCCAUUCUAUCUAUGCUCUGGAGUCUUCGGUUCUUCUUGCCAUGGCCUUCGAUCGGUAUGUGGCUAUCUGCAACCCACUAAGAUACACAACCAUUCUCAACCACAUUGUCAUAGGCAGAAUCGGUCUUGCUGGGAUAUUCCGUAGUGUGGCCAUUGUGUCCCCUUUCAUCUACUUGCUAAAGCGACUGCCCUACUGUGGGCACCGUGUCAUGGCACACACAUACUGUGAGCACAUGGGCAUUGCUCGACUGGCCUGUGCCAACAUCACUGUCAAUAUUGUCUAUGGACUGACUGUGGCUCUUCUGGCCAUGGGUCUCGAUUCCAUUCUCAUUAGUGUUUCCUAUGGCUUUAUUCUACGUGCCGUCUUUCGACUUCCAUCACGUGAUGCCCAGCAUAAGGCUCUGAGUACCUGUGGUUCCCACCUUGGGGUCAUUCUAGUCUUCUACAUCCCUGCCUUUUUCUCCUUCCUCACCCACCGCUUUGGCCAACACAGAGUCCCCAAGCAUGUGCACAUCUUUCUGGCUAACCUUUAUGUGUUGGUGCCUCCUGUUCUCAACCCAAUCAUCUAUGGAGCUCGGACCAAGGAGAUUCGGUCUCGACUUCUAAAACUGCUUCACUUGGGGAAACUUUCACUAUAAAU
Molecule: messenger RNA, 967 nt
Organism: Erinaceus europaeus (western European hedgehog)
Lineage: Eukaryota; Metazoa; Chordata; Mammalia; Eulipotyphla; Erinaceidae
Product: olfactory receptor 52D1
Exons: 1
Coding region: 9-965 (318 amino acids)
Biological process (GO): G protein-coupled receptor signaling pathway
Cellular component (GO): membrane
Molecular function (GO): olfactory receptor activity; G protein-coupled receptor activity
Source: RefSeq, a predicted model, not a curated record